Cylindrotheca closterium is the source of this 1587-nucleotide messenger RNA. Lineage: Eukaryota; Bacillariophyta; Bacillariophyceae; Bacillariales; Bacillariaceae. The record is from the annotation of a GenBank genome assembly.
AUGGAGCUGGAGAGCAGAUCUUUAUCGGCUCCAAGAGAUAGUUCCAAAUCUCCGAGAAGAGCUUUGGUGCAACCAUCAUCAGCUCACGUUGAUAUUGCAAAAUCCAAUCAAACUGAAGUUUCCUAUGAUGAUUAUGGCCGUAUUCGUCGAAGAAAGCGAUCACCAGAUUUGUCAUAUGAAAGCACUACAAGGAAGAAAACAAAUAUCGCCUUAGGAUCCUCAAACACUAUCGUGGUAUGUAACCUACCACUCGACACUGAUACCCAACAAAUCUCCGAAUUUGUGACACGAACGCUUGAAGAAUUGCAUGGCCAGAAAUUCUCAGUUUUGAAAUGCUCAAUCAAGCGUAAUGAAAAGUUUGGCAGGCUCCAAGCGUUUGUCCAAUUCGCUACCGAACAACAAUUUGAUCUUGCCCUGAGUCUCAACGGCAUAGAAUAUUCCCGUCGACCACUCUAUGCACAUGUCUUCAAUUCCAAAGCCGCCGUGUCAAUUUUCAAGACGAAGCAGGUACUCUGUAUGGGCUUUCUUUGUGGAAGUUGCACGCGGACUGAUUGCCUGAAUGCGCACGGUGUCGAAGAUUUGAUGCUGUAUGAUGAUACAGUACUCAACAAAAGUCGGAGCGUUUACAUCAAAAACUUACCGUCUCAAUUCCCCCACGUAUUCAAUACAAUAAAGAUGAGACUUACAGAGCACUUCCCAUCUGUUUUCUUCACCGCAUUUCAUGAGCGCAAAAACCGUGGAGAUGCCAUGUUUGAGGUUGCUAAUGUUCAACAUGCUAUCAAGGCGCGCGAGAUAUUGAAUGGGAUCAAAAUCGGCACUAAUUGGAUCGAAGUCCAACCAUGGGAUCCAGAGUACCAAGCUUUAUUCGUGAACAAUUUGCACAACCGAGUGGAGAAAAAUUAUUUUUCUCAAACAGCAGAGAGGGUGUGGGUUCCGAUUACCCCGUUAACGAAGAAGGAUCGGCAUCCUCCGUCCAGCAGUUUCGACACGGAGCAGUCGCAUUCACGAGAUAUUCGACGCAUGGAAGAUAAGGUUGAUGACCUACGGCAUGAAAACUCCGAUCUUCAACGAGACUACGAUGAUGUUCGAUGGAAGUACGAAGAACUGCGACAGAAGUACUAUGAUUCGAAAUCUUCCAACCAUGACUAUCGUCGUGGCGGGAGAGAUAAUCACUAUGAGAGAGACGACAGCAGGCCUAUUCACGAACAAUCUAAGGACAAGACUUUCGAUCUACAAUGGCAGCUGGAUCGAAUAAAAUACGAGAAGGAAGUCUUAGAAAAGGAGUCAGGGAUGCUGAAACAAAGGCUUGAAAGACUGGAGCACCUCGAAGAUUUACAGAAGAUGGUUCCAAAAGUGGAAAAUAUAGCCGGUGAUCUCCAAAGUCGACUGGACCAGGCUUUGUUGAAAAAUGAGGAACUGACCAGUACACUGGAAAGAACGCUGCGGCAAGUCCAGGACUUGGAAUCGGAAAAGUCUUCGUUCGACAUGACACUAUCUAAUCUACAGAUGGAAAACGAAUCCUUGCAAGAGGAAAUGGACCAAAUGAAACUGAAUCAUGCAAUGGAACUGGGAUUGGCUCAGGCAUAA